CUCGUCUACACGGCCGUGCUGUGUAGACGUGCGUUGUCCUGUGCUCCGUCCGUGGAUGCCCUGCCUUCCACGGAAUAAACGGUGUCUAGAGGACAUGGCUAACGACCAUCCCUACUCGGCGGCUUCCGGGCAGUGUCCUGCCCCUGAGGAACGGCGCCUGUGGUCUGAGGAGACUGAAGAGAUGGCCGACUCUGCCGAACUUGACCCUCGCCUUUGUUCGGAGGACCACGUGGCCAGCGCUAGCAAGCGGCUCAAGCCGGAUAAUCCUGGCUGCCUCUCCCCCACUGCCUCUCCUGUUAAAGCUGCCACCGCACCCAUGGAGGGUGUGCAGUCUGGUAGCUCUGAAACUGUCCUGGUCGACGGUGAGGUGCCCCUGGAGGACACGCACCCAGCCGCGGCCCCGCGCCAACCCACCCGCCGCCGCCUCGACUUCCCCGCCGAGGCCGGGCUGACACCAGCCCAGCAAUACACGUGGUUUGCAUCUCUACUGAAGCAGCACGGUGAGUUGGAGCCGCUCUUCAAGGAGGGUAGGCUCCGACCUUAUCUCACGGUCAGGGACGACGUCGCCUUCUACAAGCGGCUCCUCACUGAGGGGUUCCUCGACGUUGUUUUGGUCGAAAAUGCAGCGGAGCGGCAGCACACUGUCAUCAUCCACAAUGUGCCGCUCUACAUGAAUGCCAACCUCAUUGAGACCCCAGACAACUUUCUGUGGUUAAAGCGCAGGUAUGCGGGCACGGCCCCUCGCCCGCAGCUUCUUGGAGCAGUGGUUGGCCACGUCCCGACAGAGGUGCACCUCCUCGGGGUGGGUCGUAAGGCUGUGGAGCCCUACACGGCGGAGCCCGACAUCUGUCGCCACUGUUGCCGGUGGGGCCAUCAGGAGUGGCGCUGCAGAUCGGCCCCUCGGUGCCGGUAUUGUGCGGGCACGCACAAAUCAGCUCUGUGCCUCCAGAAGAUCCAGGCGGGCACACCAGUCCCCCUUAAGUGCUGCAACUGUGGUGGUGAGCAUAACGCCCACUACCACUCCUGCCCGAUGAAGCCUAAACCAUCUCGGGUCGCGGCGCCUGACCACCACCCUCAGCAAGGCCGCCCUAGGGUUGUGUUCCGCCCUGCUCCUCUCCCUCAGUCCUCGGCCUGGGCCCGGGGGGCUCCCACAACGUCCGAGUUUCCGCCCCUGCCGGGCUCGUCCGCCCCUGCUGCCCCAGCCUCACCCACUGCCACCCCUGUGCCUCGCCAGGCUCCUGCUCCGGCACCCCAGCCACAGCCUACCGUCCCCCCUGUGCCGGCUGCCAGUCCCCCCGCUGUCGAUGGGUCGACCCCUGUCCUCCAUCAAAUCCUCGCUGCAGUCACCCAGCUGCAGGAGACGCUGGCUGCAACGAUCUCCAGGGUGGCGGCCUUGGAGCAGCGAGUCUCCACGCCCCCGCCUGUGCGUGAGCUCUCCUCCAUCCCGGCCCCUGCUCCAGCUUCAGCCCCGGCCCCGUGCCCUGCCCUGCCGUCUGCUGGUGAGGCCAUGGACGCCGAUAGUGGGGCCAGUGUGGUUCCCCCUGCGGGCCAGAUGCAGAACACCCCUGCAACCCCACCGGCUGUGGUGACUGCAGCUGCCGAGGGAAGACAGGUCCUUCACCUUCACCUGCUGAUCCUCCACUGCAGUGGGAGGCCACACUCCAGGUGCUGCUGGCGCAGUUUGCUUCCCUGACUCAGCAGGUGGCUGAGCUCCAUCAUCGGAUCACCCCACUCCUUGACCGGCAACCACCCCCUCCUGACCAGUGUUUGCUGAGUGACCACUUUGCCCUGGAGACGACCAUCCCGAUCCAGCCUGCCCCUGCUGUGUCCCGGAAGCGGUUGGCUGUCCCUGCUGCCCGGAUGCCGCGCCUCGUUGCCGAAGUCGGGGCGUGGUACCAUACUGUGAAG
Messenger RNA from Eriocheir sinensis (Chinese mitten crab), 1908 nucleotides. RefSeq lists its product as uncharacterized. The transcript is spliced from 2 exons. The record is from RefSeq and is a predicted model, not a curated record. Lineage: Eukaryota; Metazoa; Arthropoda; Malacostraca; Decapoda; Varunidae. Bases 56 to 1693 code for a protein of 545 amino acids.